Messenger RNA from Emiliania huxleyi CCMP1516, 538 nucleotides. RefSeq lists its product as hypothetical. The annotation marks the transcript as partial. NCBI's taxonomy places the organism in Eukaryota, Haptophyta, Isochrysidales, Noelaerhabdaceae. Gene Ontology annotation, cellular component: cytosolic large ribosomal subunit; ribosome. The transcript has a single exon. Gene Ontology annotation, molecular function: RNA binding; structural constituent of ribosome. Gene Ontology annotation, biological process: translation. The record is from RefSeq and is a predicted model, not a curated record.
AUGGCUUCGAGGCCCACAGUCACUGUUUACGGCGCGGACGGCGCGGCCGGCAGCUCGAGCGUCGCGCUUCCCGGCGUCUUCCUCGCCCCCGUGCGGCCGGAUGUCGUCCACCAGGUGACGGUCGCCCUCUCCAAGAACAAGAGGCAGCCGUACUCCGUCAACAAGUACGCCGGCAAGUCGUGCGCGGCGUCCUCGUGGGGCACCGGGCGCGCCGUGUCGCGCAUCCCGCGCGUGCAGGGCGGCGGCACGCACCGCUCGGGCCAGGGCGCGUACGGCAACAUGUGCCGCGGCGGUCGCAUGUUCGCGCCCACCAAGACGUGGCGCAAGUGGCACGCGAAGAUCAACGUGACGCAGAAGCGGUACGCCGCGUGCUCUGCGAUCGCGGCGUCGGGCGUGACGCCGCUCGUGAUGGCGCGCGGCCACCGCGUCGAGGACACGCCCGAGUGCCCCCUUGUCGUCGACGCCUCUGUCGAGUCGACCGCCAAGACCCAGAAAGCGGUCGACUUGCUCCGCAAGAUUGGUGCGCACGCCGACGUCG